Saccostrea echinata is the source of this 1884-nucleotide messenger RNA. Its product is annotated as receptor-type tyrosine-protein phosphatase kappa-like. Gene Ontology annotation, biological process: protein dephosphorylation. The record is from RefSeq and is a predicted model, not a curated record. Lineage: Eukaryota; Metazoa; Mollusca; Bivalvia; Ostreida; Ostreidae. Gene Ontology annotation, molecular function: protein tyrosine phosphatase activity. The transcript is spliced from 17 exons. The coding region runs from base 1 to 1884 and encodes 627 amino acids.
AUGUCAACAGGCAGUGUUUCAUACAAGGCUAUGAGACAUAGUACAUUGGAUAUGAGUCAAAUGACCAACAAGAAAUCUACAGUGUCUGUAAUAAUACAAGAUCCAGAUGAGGAACCACAAAAAGAAAACCCAGAAGAGACUGUUUACUACAAUAAUUUGACUGUGGCUAAAGACAUCGAUGUAACUAACCUUCUUAAUAUAAUUAAAGAGAAGGAAUCCAACGAAACUGAAGGUUUCAAAAAGGAAUUCAAGUCUCUUCCAUGUGGGGAACGAUUUGAUUGUACCGCUGCAAAAUUGGAAGAAAACUUGCUUAAGAACAGAUUUAAAACGACCUUUCCUUAUGACCAUUCCAGGGUGAAAUUAGAGCUUGAAAAUGGCUAUACCUCGGAUUAUAUAAAUGCAAAUUUUAUUGAGAAGGGAAAACCUGAGUACAUUGCAUGCCAAGGACCGAGAGAAAAUACAGUGGUUGACCACUGGAGAAUGGUUUGGCAGGAGAAUGUAGAUUACAUCGUCAUGUUAACAAAUCUCCAGGAAGGUUCAACGAUCAAAUGUCACCAAUAUUGGCCAGGCCAAGGAGAGGAAUUAGAUUUAGGCCUUUUUUCCAUAAGGUUAGAGGAAGAAAAGAUGUAUUCAAAUUAUAUGAUAAGGACAAUGACUUUGCGGAAGAAAAGAGUCACUGGGUCAAGAAUGGUCACGCAAUUUCAUUACACCCGAUGGUCAGAUCAUGGAACUCCAAAUCCAUUGAAUUUUGUCGUCUUUCAUAGGCACUUCAGACACAAAAUGAUCCCAAGUCAGCAUCCAAUUGUCGUACAUUGCAGUGGCGGAAUUGGACGAACAGGGAUUUUCAUUGCCUUUGACGUUCUGACUAGCUGUGGAAAUGCAACGGGCAAGGUCAAUGUCAUAGAGUAUGUCAAGGCCAUGCGUAAGGACAGAAUGACCUUAAUUCAGAAUGCAGAUCAAUACGUCUUUCUGCAUAAGGCUUUGUACGAGUUCUUCAGAAGAAAAGGAGGGUUCGUCAAACGUGAAGAAUUUAUAAAAUGCUAUAGCGAUAGCAACGCUCGAGAAACAAGGAAAAAAAUAGCAGAUGAAUUCAACAAGCUUUCAACUUUAAAACCAGCCUAUGAUGCAAACGAUUUUAAAAUGGGUAUGAAGUAUCUCGCACUGAACUCUACGAAAUCUGUUUUACCAGUUGACCAGCACUUGGUGUAUUUGACGUCUUACGUUCGAGGUCGAGAUUAUUAUUACAACGCAGUGGCUUUAUCGUCUUUCACUCGACCCUGUGAGUUUAUUUCUGCUCAACUUCCAGUGUUUGGUGCUGCCAUCGAUUUAGCUCGCUUGCUUGUUGAUCAAGAGUCACAUUUCCUUAUAUUUUUGAAUCCUUUGUCAGGCAUCAGAGAGAUGAAAGAAUGGGUUGAUGAGGAAGUGAAGAAUUUCAAGCUGGGCCCAUACGAAAUUAUCAGAAGUGUGCAGUCGACUUUGAACAGUGAUAUACGAAAGACAACUCUAAAAAUAAAAGAGAAGAAGGGAAAAACUCAAAAUGUUCAUUUAUAUGAAUGCCUUGAUUGGAUUAUCGAUGACGUACUUCCUGUUGAUACAUCCACGUUGAUAAAUUUAAUCAAACAGUUCAGUCUUGACCGAAAAUCUGAACCAGAUGGACCAUUGACACUUGUCCCCAUAGACGGAGCAACAUGUUGCGGUGUAUUCAUGGCUGUAUAUAAUGCAAUAGAACAGCUACACCAGGACAAUGAAGUUGACAUAUGUACCAUUGUUCAGCAAUUGCAAUGUUGCAGACCGGAAAUGAUUUCUACCAAGGAAGAAUAUGCAUUCUGUUUUAAAGCUGUUUGUGAUUUCCUGAAUACGGACAACGUUUAUGCCAAUAUUUAA